UCCUGCCGCCCGCCCUGCUCCUCGCUACACCUACCCGCCCUUAACACCUUAGUAAAGACUAUAGUGUUACUCGCUCGACCAACUAUAUACCUGGUGUCUGCUGCACGCUCCUACACCCAUCGUCCAUCACACCAGUACUCACCCACUACCGCCCAUCUCUUACGCCCGCCGCCCGUGAUUUGUGUUACCUCAUUACUACACCCACAUCUUAACUCUGCUACCAUGCACGCCCGUGGCAUGUUACUCGUGUUGGUACUGACGGCUAUCACGGGCCAAGCAGCAGGGAGCCAGACGGCACCAGUAGCAGCAUGGAGCCAGGCAGCAGCAACAGGUAGCCAGGCAGCAACAGUAGGGAGCCAGACAGCAGCAGUAGGGAGCCAGAUCACUGACAAGAGCCAAACAACAGGGAAGAGCUUCCCCUACACCCCGGCGGCCAUAGCUCGACAGUUGCUCACCUUUGGGACCCUCGACAACGUAUCUGUGACUCUCGACUUUAAUGCCAUAUUCAGCUUCAUCUCUCUGAUUGUGGCGGUGCUCGUAAUAGCUGCCAUCAUCGGUGCUUUAGGCGUGGGUUUGGGCCUGCUAGGGGGCAAGCACCAUGAUCCCUCCGGCUUCUCAUCUUCUUCGUCUGGCAGCGGCUACGACUAUGACCAAAGCUCAUACACCGCCUAUAGAGCCCUGGACGAAGCUGCCAAGAAGUACCAAUAAACUCACACACCUGUACCUAUAUUCCCCACACCUGUAACCAUCUUCCCCAUACCUGUACCUAUCUUCCCCACACC
Messenger RNA from Homarus americanus (American lobster), 782 nucleotides. RefSeq lists its product as uncharacterized. NCBI's taxonomy places the organism in Eukaryota, Metazoa, Arthropoda, Malacostraca, Decapoda, Nephropidae. The transcript is spliced from 3 exons. Bases 223 to 708 code for a protein of 161 amino acids. The record is from RefSeq and is a predicted model, not a curated record.